AUGAUCUACAUAUUAUUAGAACUAUCAUCAGCUAUUGAAAAAAGAAUAGAAUAUGAAUAUGAGCUUAAUUGCAAUCAAAGCUGUCAACCUUACGAAAUCAAUCUUAAAAAAGGAAGUUAUUAUAUUGAAUCAUGGGGUGCUGCAGGUGGCGGCACAAAAUCUGAAGCAGGACGUGGUGGCUAUACAGCAGGAUACAUUGAUAUUAAAUCUAAUAAAAAAAUUUAUGUUGUUGUUGGUUGUCGAGGAGAAAAUGCAACUAACAGCCUACCUAAUAAACUUACAAUCAAAAAAGGUGGUUGCGGUGGUGGAGGUAAUGGAGGUAAGGGUUCUGCAAAAUUUCGAGGUUAUGCUGCAGGCUCAGGUGGUGGAGGUGCGACAUCAGUUUAUCUCAUAAAAGGUGACACAAGUUCACGAAUUAUGGUCUCGGCUGGUGGUGGCGGAGGCUAUGAAUGGUGUAGUGGUGGCCAUGCAGGCGGAUUAGUUGGAGGAAAUUCAGUUGGUAAAGUGUACACAGCAUAUGGUGCUACCCAAACAAGAGGUAAUAGAAACGGAAUAGGUGACAAUGGCUACUCUAAAGAUGAUGUUCAAAAUGGAGGAGGUCAAGGAAACUGCGGUUGUGGUGGCGGUUAUUAUGGAGGGAAGACAUCCGAACACGAAGGACUUGAGUCAGAUGUAGGAGGUAGUGGUGGAAGUUCCUACAUUUCCGGCCACGAUGGCUGUACUUCACAUCGUUCUGGUUACCAGUUUUCUAAUACAAAGAUGCUAGCAGGAAAUGAACGCAUACCUCUUCCAUCGGGAGACUAUGCAAUUGGUAACUAUGGUGAUGGUUACUUUAGAAUAAGCUGCGUGAAAUGUAACAAUGUGCCAGCAACACAAGAACCGAUAGAUUACAUGAAUAAACCUCGAAUAUUCAAACGCGGAUAA
Messenger RNA from Trichomonas vaginalis G3, 924 nucleotides. Its product is annotated as glycine-rich protein family. Lineage: Eukaryota; Parabasalia; Trichomonadida; Trichomonadidae. The transcript has a single exon. Bases 1 to 924 code for a protein of 307 amino acids. The record is from RefSeq and is a predicted model, not a curated record.